Messenger RNA from Strongylus vulgaris, 400 nucleotides. The record is from the annotation of a GenBank genome assembly. Lineage: Eukaryota; Metazoa; Nematoda; Chromadorea; Rhabditida; Strongylidae.
AAAAUUAUAUAAUUAUACCUAUUUAGGGGAAACGCAGCACUUCAGCAAGGACUAUGUUUUCAAAGAUAGUGACUGGUCAGCAGCUCAAAUUGUGCUAGCUCUGUACCAAGGAAACUGGGCUUACGGAGGCUAUACAAUACUCAAUUAUGGAAUGGAAGACAUCCAAAUCAAAAACUUUAAAAGGACGGUGCCUCUAGCGGUUCUUUUUGGUCUGUUUCUCUCAGCUGGCGUAUAUGUACUUGCUAAUGUGGCUUACUUUGCUGUGCUAACACCACAAGAAAUUCUUGCCUCUUCUGCUGUUGCUACGACGGUAGGACCUUUCUCAUACGCUAUGCCUGCCUUUAUUGCCGUUCUCAUGUUAGGGAGUGUGAAUGCGGAGAUUUUUGCCUGGAGUAGGUAA